UUGGACUGCAGAUUGAAGCAGAAUCAUAUGAACGACUUACUAGACAACCGUCCUCAUCUCUCCAGAUGAUGUGGGGCUCGCAAGCCCUUCUCGAAGCGGAAAUGAUAAUCCGCUAGCGCCUGCGGGGAAGGAGACUUGACUGGUGGGGAAAUCCUGGGGAUUCCUGGGCUAGUUUAUGAAUAUCAGCAUGUGCAAUGGUAUAGCCUGCUCAGCCUGAAGAGUCCUCGACUACUAUAAGAAGAACAGGGGAUCCUGGCCUAACGCACAUGGCUCCCAAAAUGGUUGCUUCCGGAGCAGAUUCGACACCAUGAUUGAGGAAUUACUCCACCAGAUGACGCCUGGGAAGGCAUCUGUUCUCUUCCUAGGCGUCUUCUUUGUACUCUGUAUAGUACGAAAAGUACAGGUAUCCAUGCAUAUCAAACGGUUGGGGAGUCGUGCCCCUCAAGUACGGUUUCGCCUUCCAUACGCCAUCGACUUUAUUUACAAAUCCCUUGCCGCCAACAGAGCCCACCAGGACCUGGAGUUUUUCAGCAACGCAGUCAAGGAAGCUAAGGGAGCCUCUCAGAUAGACAAUCCCAGAACCGCCGAAGUCAGCGCCGGCAUCUCAUCUCGAUUUAUCUUCACCCGAGACCCCGAAAACAUCAAGGCCAUCCUCGCAGGACAGUUCACGGAUUAUGGAAAGGGCGAGCCCUUCCACAACGACUGGAAAGAGUUCCUAGGAGACAGCAUCUUCGUCACAGAUGGUGAGCUGUGGUCUCGCUCGAGACAUCUGAUUCGACCGAUGUUUGUGCGCGAGCGCAUUGUGGACACCGAGGUCUUUGAAAAGCACGUUCAGCACCUCAUUCCCUUCCUGUCGGGGAGCAAUUCCCUCACCGGUAACAAAAUCGUCGAUGUUGGUCCCCUGUUCUUCCGCUACACGCUGGAUGCAGCUACCGAUUAUCUUCUGGGUCAAGGCACGGACAGUCUCCAGAACCCGACCACUGAAUUCAGCGAAGCAUUCGGCUAUGUGCAGCAUCGCCAGGCCGAUCUAACAAGACUAUCGAUCUUCAAGUUCCUACUAUCACUGAAGGAAUUCCGCCGCAACCUCAAAAUCAUGGAUAACUUUAUCCAACCCUACAUCAACCGAGUCCUCUCCCUCUCCACCGCCGAACUAGACCAAAAACUAUCCAAACAAGACACAUUCCUCGACUCCCUCGCCCGAUUCACCCGAGACCCCAGAGUCCUCCGAGACCAACUAGUAGCAAUCCUCCUCGCAGGCCGAGACACAACCGCUGGAACGCUCUCCUUCUGUCUCUUCGAACUCGCCCGGAACCCCCAAGUCGUGGCCAAACUACGACAGGAGAUUGAGUUGCGACUGGGCGUCGGAGCCAAGGGCCAAAAGCCCAGCUACAUCGAUCUAAAGGAGAUGAAGUACCUCAACGCCGUUCUGAAUGAGACGAUGCGUCUUUACCCGGUGGUUCCGUUCAAUGUCCGUCUCGCGCUCCGUGAUACUACCUUGCCCCGUGGGGGAGGUCCAGAUGGCCUUUCGCCGAUUGGGGUCCGUGCUGAUACUCGCGUGGUGUAUUCGACUAUGCUUAUGCAGCGCAAUCCGGAGAAUUAUGAUGCUCCUGGCUCGCCUAACUAUAUCGAUCCCGAGACGUUUCAUCCCGAGCGCUGGUUGUCUAGUUGGCAACCUAAGCCGUGGCGGUUUAUUCCCUUCAAUGGGGGACCGAGGAUUUGUCUUGGUCAGCAGUUUGCUACUAUCGAGAUGGGGUAUACAGUUGUAAGAAUUCUUCAGGCCUUCCGGGAGAUUAAGGCCUUCCCCGUCAGUGGCAAGAGUGUCGUGGAGGAUCCUGUUCUUCGGUUUGAAGUCACGUUGAGUCCUGGAUCAGAGUUGAAUUGUCUAUUUGUGCCAGAUAAAGAAGCGAGCCCGGCUAAUUGAGCUUAGUUUGGUACUACAUACUGGUAGAACGACUGGUGAAAGGUGGAGGAGCUUUCUCAACAGCCCGGUAUAAUUGUAAUGGGUGUCAACAGGUUAUUAUUCGGGUAUAUAAAUUGCUAAAGAGCAUGCCGUAUAUAGCUU
Aspergillus pseudotamarii is the source of this 2062-nucleotide messenger RNA. RefSeq names its product cytochrome P450. The transcript is spliced from 3 exons. The record is from RefSeq and is a predicted model, not a curated record. Gene Ontology annotation, molecular function: heme binding; oxidoreductase activity, acting on paired donors, with incorporation or reduction of molecular oxygen, reduced flavin or flavoprotein as one donor, and incorporation of one atom of oxygen; iron ion binding. NCBI's taxonomy places the organism in Eukaryota, Fungi, Ascomycota, Eurotiomycetes, Eurotiales, Aspergillaceae. The coding region runs from base 308 to 1921 and encodes 537 amino acids.